CUUACAAGACAGCCGUGCGCGCGGAUCAAGACAAGAAAUUAAACCCGGAAAAAAAUCGAAUUCGAUGAAUUUUGCUAACCUGUGGUGCUUAGAUGAGAAUCAAUUAAAUUUUGGGAGAGUGUGUGGGGGCGCCUAGUUUUUAUUUAGGGAGUUUUGUAAAUUGGCGGAAAUUUAUCUUUUUUCUAAUCUUUAUUUUAAAUAGAAAGAAUUAUUUGAACUUUACAUUAAUUGGACUUUCAAGAAGCAUUUGAUUCGCGACAAACCAAACACACAAAAUCAUUGAAAAAAAUCUAAAUAAAUAAACUGCAGCCUAAGCCACAGAGAAAUGCCACAGAGAGAAAUUGUGCUGUGUUGAAAACCAAACACAAAACUAAGUUCCAUUUUUGUGAGAGUGUAUUUUUGUUUUGUUAUUCAUACAUACCUACAAACAUACACACAUAAAAGUGCUCAAUUUAUAUUCUUAUCACGCUUUAGUACUUAGCCUUUCAGUGCAUUCCGCUUUAAUCGCCUAAAACAAAAAAAUUGACUCAGUGCCAUCGCUUAUCAGUAAUAAAUAAAAGUUUUCAAUAGUUUUAUAUUGAGCUAUUUUAAAUACUAUAUACUACAAAUGGACGCACUAGCCAAAGCCUAUAAUAUGUCUCCCCCAUUUAAUGAAGUGAACAUUUAUACGUUGGUGCGAAUGGCGUUCGUUUGGCAGCUACUUUCGUUCGCUGUCUAUUUGGUGGGCCUAUUGGCCAUUGCGACAUUCUUCUUGGAUAAUUUCAAAUCGGUUUUGUCGAUAGUGAAAACAAUUUUAGAGCCAUAUUUCCAGCCGCAAGUGCCGCAAACUUUGGUGGAAAAAUUCGGAAAAUGGGCAGUUAUCACCGGUUCAACGGAUGGCAUUGGUCGGGAAUACGCUAAAGAAUUAGCCAAACAAGGCAUCAAUGUGGUGCUCAUCUCACGUACCAAAGAGAAGCUCAUGGCGGUGACAGAAGAGAUUGAAAACGAGUACAAAGUGAAGACAAAGUGGAUAGUUGCUGACUUCGCUAAGGGUCGCGAAGUUUACGCACACAUUGAACGAGAACUGAGUGGGAUACCUGUUGGUAUACUAGUUAACAAUGUUGGCAAAAUGUACGACUAUCCUGAUGAACUUGCCAAUAUACCUGAAAACAUCAUUUGGGAUCUGAUCAAUAUUAAUGUGGCUGCUGUAACAAUUAUGUCACGCAUGCUCAUACCAGAGCUAAAGAAACAGAAUCGUGGUGCUAUUGUAAAUAUAUCUUCAGGCAGUGAAUUGCAACCUAUACCCUAUAUGGCUGUGUAUGCAGCAACCAAACGAUAUGUGAAAUGUUUCUCACAGGCGAUCGAACGUGAAUUGGCCGAACACAAUAUCACUGUACAGUGUGUUACGCCACUCUUUUUGGUCACAAAAAUGAAUCAAUAUUCGGAUACGGUGAUGAAAGGUGGCUUUCUAAUACCAGAUGUGAAAAGUUUCACACGUUCGGCUGUCUUCACAUUGGGUAAAACUGCUGAGACGACGGGCUAUUGGACACAUGGAUUGCAGUAUUUCUUUAUGAAACUCAGUCCAGAGUGGCUUCGCAUACGUAUUGCGCACGUGAUGACACGUCAAUUGCGUCGAGAGUACCUGACGACACAUGGAAAAAAAGUUUGAAAGACUGAAAAAUGAAUUGCACGGAAUUUUAAUUUCAACUUUUUUACUUACACGCAUACACACACACACACACAUGUAGAUAUUCAUAUUUUGCAUCAUUUUAUUAUUGUUAAUUUUCCAUAUAUAUUUGCCUAGAUAUAAAACUAAAAUUAUCUUUCGUUCAUC
Rhagoletis zephyria (snowberry fruit fly) is the source of this 1813-nucleotide messenger RNA. RefSeq names its product hydroxysteroid dehydrogenase-like protein 1. The record is from RefSeq and is a predicted model, not a curated record. Lineage: Eukaryota; Metazoa; Arthropoda; Insecta; Diptera; Tephritidae.